UUGGGAUGACAGUUGGUGGCAGUAGGUGCGGUUCCCCUAUUUGAAAUUUGACUGUGCUGCAUCCCCUCCUCUGGUGCCGCCACUGGACCUAACCACUAUCCUCUUUGCUACUGCCUUGUGCUUCAGCAGGCCCUAUAGUGCUCUGCACUGAAUGUUCCUGUUUGCCUAAUGUUUUGAAGCCAGAUGCUGAGCAAACGCUGUAGGAAUUCCGAUCACUUUAUCAAGGCUUCAAAAAUAACAGCACGGUGGAGUCAGACUCAUGUGACGGCUUCAUGGGCUUGAAGGAUGAUUUCGGGCACAGUUUUGGAUGCCUGUAUGCAAAGAGCAGUGACACACACUUAAGUGCAAUUGUACCGUGGACUAUUCUGCGUAAACCAACAAUGGAUAAAGUGAAUUCCAGAAAAGAUGAUUCAGACAAAGAUACCUCUGAGGAGACCGGCAGUUCAAGUGGUGACUCGGAAGAAAGCACAAAUUCUGACAAUGAGCCUGAGCUGUCGAGGAGACUUGUAGCAGAACCUUGUCGGGUAGUCAAGGCACAUAGAAAACUCUGUCGUUCUCCCCGCAUCGAGCCAUACAUCCUUAAGCGCAAUGAGAUUCUUCAAGACCUUAAAAGCGAGGAUGAUCUUACAGGCACUAAAGAGGUCAAGAAGCCACCUGACGUAAAGGAAUACCAAACAAAACUUGACUUUGCACUUAAAUUAGGUUACUCUGAAGAGCAGGUGCUUCUUGUAUUUAACAAACUUGGUACCAAUGCUUUAAUUAAUGACAUUUUGGGAGAGCUGGUCAAGCUUGGCAGCAAGAGCGAGAUUGAACAAAAUGGGGGUGUAAAUAAUACGGUUAUACGGGAAGCAUCUUCUUUGGAAUCUGAAAGAUCCGAAUCUCCUUUUCACCAGGAAGUAAUUGAUGAUAAUGAAAAUCUACGACCCAUUGUCAUUGAUGGGAGCAAUGUUGCCAUGAGUCAUGGUAAUAAAGAAGUAUUUUCUUGCCGUGGAAUCAAGCUAGCUGUGACCUGGUUUCUGGACAGAGGGCAUAAGGAUGUGACGGUGUUUGUGCCCGCCUGGAGGAAGGAGCAGUCACGGCCCGAUGCCCUCAUUACAGACCAAGAAAUCCUACGGAAGUUGGAGAAGGAAAAGAUUCUGGUGUUCACCCCAUCCCGUCGGGUACAGGGCAGAAGGGUGGUCUGCUACGAUGAUCGCUUCAUAGUGAAGUUGGCGUUCGAAUCAGAUGGCAUUAUUGUAUCUAACGAUAACUACAGGGAUCUGGCAAAUGAGAAGCCUGAGUGGAAGAAAUUCAUAGAUGAAAGAUUGCUCAUGUAUUCAUUUGUCAAUGACAAGUUUAUGCCUCCUGAUGACCCACUAGGCCGCCAUGGACCAAGCCUGGAUAACUUUUUGAGAAAGAAGCCUGUUGUCCCUGAAUGCAAGAAGCAGCCAUGUCCUUAUGGAAAGAAAUGCACCUAUGGGCAUAAGUGCAAGUAUUACCACCCCGAAAGGGGCAAUCAGCCACAGAGGUCAGUGGCGGAUGAACUUCGUGCCAUGUCUCGUAGCAACAUUGCCAAAACUGCUGGUGAAAUUGGGUUGGUCAAGAGCAACAGUGUUCCUUCAAACACCAAGAUUGACACCAACUCCGAUGGGAAGCGCUCGACUCCAAAGAGGCAAUCAGACCCUAGUAUUAGAACUCAGGCGUUUGACUUAGAGGAGAAACUCCCCACCAAAAACAAAUUGGAAACUAGGUCUGUACCAUCUUUAGUUAGUCUAUCAAAUGUGAAACCCCAAAGUACUACUCCGUCUAGAAAGGGAAUGCUUAACAAUGUGCAUUUACCAUCUCAGGACCAAAUACCACCCGGGCUUUAUCCGUAUCCCAAAUGUGAAUCCCCAGUGGAUAUGGGGUAUUAUUCAAUGAUGAAUGCUUAUUCAAACCUUGGCAUCUCUGGAACCCGGAGUCCAGAACGGCGUUUCUCUCUGGAUACAGAGUACAGGAUAAGUUCUGUGGCAUCUGACUGCAGUAGUGAAGGUAGUUUGAGCUGUGGCAGCAGUGGGGAUUCAUAUGCUGGAUAUACCGACCGCUCCUAUGUCAGCUCCCCUGACUCACAGCUGGAUGACAAUCUAAAAUGUCAGCAUAUUCAUCCGCACAGCCAUUCAGGUUCGCAAGCGUUCAUGCAAGGUUACCAUGAUUCCUUGACAAGAGUCCAAAGUUAUGGGCACGAACAAGAGGUAAAACAUCACCACAAGCCUCCACCACCUUAUAUGCCCAUGCCCCUGCAGCACCCCGUCAUUGCAGCUCGCUCAAGUUGUCCGAAUGAGUAUCAUGUUUCCCAGAAUUCCCCAGUGUCAAAGAAUGGAAUCAUGGGUAGGCAUUUGGUUUCUACAAGAAUGGAGAGCAUCUCUGAUUCACGCUUGUACGAAAGCCCCCCACAGCGGCAACACAAAACUUAUUUAAGCCAAGAAAGCCCCAGAAGCUGGGACCAACUUAACUAUGGUGUCGAUACUUAUGGCUAUCGUCCAAAUUGCUCUAUGGUGAGUAACCCUUCACAACCAUGCUAUGAGAAGUUUGCUUUCCAGAGCCCGCCAAAGAACCAAGACCCAUUUUGGCGGGUACCAUACUGUGGUGUUCCCCAAGAGUCCCCGAGAUUUUCAAAUACGAGAGAAAAGAUCUUUGUGAACUUGUGUAACAUCUUUCCAGCAGAACUGGUGCGAAUUGUCAUGAAAAGAAAUCCACAUGUGACUGACGCUCAACAGCUGGCAGCAGCCAUUUUGGUGGAGAAAUCCCAGUGUGGAUAUUGAAGAUAAUUAAAAAAAAAAACACAACAACAACUAUACACCUAUUGGGGUGUGACGUUAAUUUGUUUUGUUCAGCUAAUGCUGAAGGAGGUUUGCUACAAUAGCAUUUGCAAUCUCCUUCCAAGCAAGGGGGUUAUAUAGUAGUUCAUGUAUGUUACUUACCAAGCCACUAUGCUCGAGUCCUAGCAGUGCUCAAGAUUUGUAUUGAGGUGUGAGGGCUCGGAUACACCGCAGGGUUGUAUAUAACACUAUUACUAAAAGCAGAGGUUGUUUUCUGUUUUUGGAAUUGCCUUGAUGAAUUGCAUUACCUGCAGCCUUUGUAAAAAUGGCUUGAGCCAAGCAUUACUUUUUAUAAGCAUUUUAUUUAUUAUUUAUAUUUUGAUAGUUUGGUGCAUCAGGGGUUUUCAGACAAGCACUUUUUAUUCCUAUGCUCAUUUCAGAAUGAGCAAGCUUAAAGCACCAGUCCUUUUUACAUCUAAGGAGCUUAUCUCAGAGAGUACAACUGUUAAUGCAGAUGAUAGUGAUGUGACGCGUUUCAUCAUAAUUAUCACUAGUAACAAGAAUCGACUGAUUCCAUAGACGUCAGUAUAACCAUUAAUUGCUCUUACACUAUCGGUUAGCUCUUGGAAAAUAACCUGCCAUAUUUUUUUGUCUUUUGCAUUCCCGCUGGUUAACUCUAGAAAGUAUUUUUUUAUUAUUUUAACUAUGAAUGUCCUCAGAAAAGAAUUACUAGCAUUUACCAAUUUGAGUUAAGAAAGGGACUGAUUCUUUAAUUAGUGCUUUUACCUGUACAU
Pseudophryne corroboree (corroboree frog) is the source of this 3571-nucleotide messenger RNA. RefSeq names its product zinc finger CCCH-type containing 12C (gene ZC3H12C). Gene Ontology annotation, cellular component: nucleus; cytoplasmic ribonucleoprotein granule. The transcript has 6 exons. The coding region runs from base 273 to 2780 and encodes 835 amino acids. Gene Ontology annotation, molecular function: RNA endonuclease activity; mRNA binding; metal ion binding. The record is from RefSeq and is a predicted model, not a curated record. Lineage: Eukaryota; Metazoa; Chordata; Amphibia; Anura; Myobatrachidae.